AUGGAGGGGCUGGUCCUGUUCAACGCCCUGGUCACCCGGCUGCUGUUCUUCCUGCACUCGCUGGUUGGGGUCUGGCGGGUGGCCGAGGUCAAGAAGGAGCCGAGGUACUGGCUGCUCGCGCUGCUCAACCUCCUGCUCUUUCUGGAGACGGCGCUCACCCUCAAGUUCAAGCGCGGCAGAGGCUACAAAUGGUUUUCACCAGCUAUAUUUGUAUAUCUGAUUAACAUCGUUCCAUCACUAUGGAUUCUUGAAGUGCAACAUGGCAACCAGUAUUGUAGUAGCCAAUCUGAAGGCAUGUCACAGAACACCAGCAGCAGCAAAGAAGACUUCAAUCAAACUCUGAUGUCAAGUGAACAAACCCGUGGAGGGGAUAAUCUCAUUGAGACGGCCAAAGUUUUUGUAAAUAACUUAUCUACAGUAUGUGAGAAAAACUGGACUUUGGGACUCCAUCAGACAUUCUUGUUAAUGCUGAUAAUUGGAAGAUGGCUUCUACCUAUUGGAGGCACGAUCACUCGGGACCAACUCUCUGAACUUCUCCUUAUGUUUGUGGGGACAGCUGCUGACAUACUGGAAUUCACAAGUGAGACCUUGGCAGAAAAUAGUGUGAGGAAUAACCCUUCCCUAGUCUAUGCCAUCCUUUGUAUAUGGACCUGGAGCAUGCUGCAGUUUCCACUUGACCUAGCAGUACAGCAUUUCGUGUGCCCCAUGCCUGUGACAGCGAGGGGGUUCCCCAGACUGUUUUUCUGCCAGUACAGUGCCGACCUGUGGAACAUUGGAAUCAGUGUCUUCAUACAAGACGGUCCCUUCCUCCUUGUGCGUCUCGUACUGAUGACCUAUUUCAAGGUUAUCAACCAGAUGCUGGUGUUCUUUGCUGUGAAGAAUUUCCUUGUGGUGAUAUUACACCUGUACCGCCUGGUUGUCCUGGCGCUGGGCGUCCGUGCCUCCUUGCGAAGGCAGCCACAGGUCCCGAAAGGAGAGCGCGGUGGCCCAGCUGAGCCUGCUGAGAGUGAGGUCUCACCUGGGGACUGGGAGAGUGGCUCUAAGGAGGGCUUGGCUAUACCUUUGCGAACCUCACCAGGCACCUCGGAUGACUCUCACCCCACCCCGUAGUUAUUUAUUGACAGCCGCGUGCAACUGAAAUAUUUAACUUUCCAGUUCUUCUUACAAACAGAAUUUCCCCCUCUCUUGCAUAUAAUAAUUUCCAAAAGAACAACAAAAAAGUGGCCUUAAACCUGUCAAAAUAAUAUAAAUGGAGCCACUUUAAAUGGAGCCGGAGAAACUGCCUCGCAUGUCUUAUGCCUCACACUUCGGGACGUUAAAACGGCAGAACAGCCUUUGGACUGGGCCUAAAGCAACCAGGUGUCCCAAGGAAGCAGUUUGCCAGGAUAACAAAGUAGGUAUUGUGACGACCGACUGAUGGUACCUGAGCAAAAAUCAACAACAUUGUUUAGAAUUAGCGUCACUAUAUUAUGUUAUCUGCCCCAAUAGAAAUGCCUUCCUUUUAUUUAUGUAGUUGUUCCCCUUUCCUUUCUCGUAAAUGCCCUUUGCCUUUGUCUCCUAAUCAGAGCACCCUUUGGGUCUCUGCCUGAAUCAGCGCAUUCUGAAUACCUGUUUUUAUUGAUCUCAAAUACAUGCUUGUUGCCUUUCACUUUGAAAGGCCUUUUACUUUUAGGUUAUCAAACCAAAGCUGAGACUUUUUUUUAAACUGGAUGGAUGGAAAGAACUUUGAUUAGUGGCUAUUGUUACAACUUCUGUGUGAUGGUAUCAGAUGUUACAGUUGUUCAACAACUAAGUGAUUUGUUUGUCUUGAACUGUUUGACAAGCUAUGGACAGGGUUACAAUGACAUUCCCGGGAGAGAGAUUUAGUGCAGACAAACCAUCCGGGCUGUUACCUGAAAACAGAGAAGCUUUGAACUUUGGCUCCAUUGUCAGACUAUCUCAUCUGAUCUCUUCUGCAAUGUCCCUCUGACAUUUAAAAAAAAAAAAGUACAUUCAGUGAAUGCAGAAUAAAGGGAAAUGUGCCUUUAAAAUUACCUCACUGGGGGCUAGAGACAGCGCAAAUCUCUGCGGCGCUUCCAUCGCAUUGAGAGCCCUCUUCACUGCUGCACAGGCCUUCCCGGGAAAAUCAUUUUUCUGGGCUGAUGUGGACUUCUGUCAUGGCACAUAUGCUCUUACAGAAGUUUUAUGGCUUUUGGCUUGGGCGCUGCAAAAUUCACAGCAAGCCAUUUCAGCUCCACAUCCACCGGUGGCGAGGCAGGAAAUACCGGUAACGCUGGCGAAGUCACAGUUUCCACUCGGAACGUGAUUUGCGGUAUUUGUCAGCGUUUCUGUUAAGUGCACUUCGCCGUUUUCUGUCCGGCCAAGUCGCAUUCUGGGGGUCGAUGCGAGGAAGCGCUGAAGCAGUGAGCAAGGGGGUUUCGGGCCCUUUAAGGGUUCCCGGUGUCUGCCAGCUGUCGUCGGAGCUCUUCUGCACUGUCACCGCUGGAGAUGGCCUUGGUCUCAGGAAGGAUAUUGGUGACAGAGGCUUGCACCAGCCUGAGCAUGGCCAGUGGCCCUGGAUGAGUGACAGGGAUCAGAAGACGCAUGGCACAGCAUUGUGGAAACAGGGACGCUCGCCUUUCUUCCCCGUGUUAAGAGCUCACUUUCCCAGGAUCGAGACUCACACUUUUCUUUUAUUCACCCCUGUGCUUUCCAGGUGGAGGUGACUCAAGACCUUUUGAAACAAAUUUUACUUUUAAAAAUAUAGUGUGCAAUUUUACCUGGCUAUCUCACAGUAAUUAUAUGAGGCAAACAGUUCCAAAGACGUUCUUUCGGGGUUAAAAGCAGGAACACUCAGGAACGUUAUUACGCUCAGGAACUCACAGACAUUUAAAUAAGGUAGGGUAUGACCUUAAAUUGGGUGUGACUGAUUGACAGUUAAUUGGGACAAUUUCAUCUAUGAAUUCGUGUGACAUGAUAUCUGUUCAAAACAUUUGAUGAAAAGUUUCAUAGGCAAAUUCUGUUUUUACACAGAGAAAUUAAUAAUUUCCAAUUAAUGGCUUCUCCAGUGCCCGAUAUCAUUUUCUAUUUCUUUCUUUUCUGCCAUGUGUUUCUAAUUUUAACAAUAUGAUAGCAAUAUUACACAUGGAGCUAAUGGAACCCAUUUAUAAUUUUACAUAAUAAUUUUAUGAAAGAUCAGGAAAUCGUAUCUAUCUAAAGGAAGAAACUUGACAACUUUUAAGGGUAUGUUAUUUAAAAUGCUUCGCAACUGAAAGCAAAAUAAUAGCUACUAUUUAUAAAAGCGCCUCGGCAGAAUCUGUUUUUAUGUUGACUGUUUUAUGGUGAAUGUUUUCCUCCACGACAUGUAUGUGCUACUUAUUACUGCAGAUUUGCUCAUGGCAUACUUUUCAUGUUUUAAUUUUUUUUUUCCAGCAAAACAAACAUUGGGCCUCUAAAAAUAGAUGAGUAUAAAGUAAUACGGGCUGUUGCAAGGAUAUUUUUAAAUGCUUUCAAAUCUGAGACUUGGCUUAGCUUUGUGAAUGAGUUUCUAGCUUUUAAGUAAAGUAUUUUGUAAUUAACACUCCUCAGAAGGCCUGAGAAAUAGAAAAUACAGAGUCUAGCUUCAUUUAGGGUUCCAAGAAGGCAAAUAGCACCCAGGGCCAUCUCAGCAAUUAAUGGUGAAAAAAUAGGAACAUACCCUGGCAACAUUUUCCAGGAAAAUCUGCUAAGGGCAUCAUUUGUUCACCUACCUGCCAGUCCUCUCUCUCACUCUUUUGAACUUGCUGUUUUUGUUGCAGAAAGAAAAUCUAUAUUCAUUUAGUUUAUUUAUAAAUAAAAUGUAAGUCCAGGUUGUAUCCCUAGGACCCUCAUGAAAAGUUGAAAAUGUAUUGUUACUGUACUUUUUUAUUGUAGGUUGCUAAACAUGGUAAUGUUUGAAACAUUAAACUAUUUGCUAUAAAGUGGUUAGGAUAACAGUUACCUCCCAUAUGUUGACAUCCUAGGACUUGUGUCUAUUUAAUUUGCAAUAAGAUAAGUGACUCAGAUCAUCUGUAUACUGUGAUCCAGGCCAAAACUCUGUGCCACCCUUAUAGACACAUGCCACUCCUCGACCAUGGAAGAACGUGGCUUAUUUGUUAUUAUUGCUGUAUUUUGAUUGCUUGAUUAAAGCUCAAUCAGAUGUCCUCCCUGAAAACAUAGUUUACUUUUGAGAAAACACAGUGUGCAUGUUUGAAUGAUGCUGUGCAAAAACUCACCUUGUAACCACCUUGUGAGUGGCCCUUCCCCUCCCUAGAUGAGUCUCAGGGGACCUGACUCGGCAUCACAGGAUUAGUAACCUGCCUUUGUCUUUGAUGAUAUUGUUAAUUUUUAGUUACUCUGGUACAGAUAACAUAUGAAAAUAAAAACCUGUGUUGGCAAUAACAUUCUUUUAAAUCUUCCAAAUUGAACCUUAUUAUACAAGGGUAUCAAUUGGCUCUGCUGCCGUUCCACUAACAUGUAACUGCACUUCAGUACUUAUAGACCAGAAAGACAGGCCCAAGAAAUAUCAGGAUUCACUAUUAUAAUGUUAAUUGUUAGUGUAAUAGCAACUUUUCAAAGCCCUGGGAAGGCUUGCAUUGUAGUUUGCAUGUUUUAGGAUUUCCGCAGAGGUUUCAGAGCUCAGCUCUGACCUGUAUUAUCUUUGGCACUUAAUCUCGAUGACUCUCAGUCAACUCUCCUGUUAAAAAAAAGAAAUGCAAGAGGCCAAGUCUCCAUCCACUUUCACUCUACUCUACUGCCAGGAAAGUGAGAUACUGAAAUAUCGCAGAGCCUCAGAGAAGUAAGUGAAAACCAAACAACCUUGAGUUACUGGAAGAGAUUGUUACUCUUUUCCUAAUUUCAGACUUUGCUUUUUCACUUAGAGGACAUUCUGAUCCACUCUCAGAAACAUCUGAUUUGGGGUUAAACUGGGCAGCUGGAGGAUGUUUAUAGCUCUGAGGCUUCGAAUAACGUUCCAUAUGAUGGGAGUAACUAAACAAUGUUUGAAUAAUCAACCGCCACAGCCUUGUAUUUUAUGGGUGUCCAGCCUCUGAAUAUUUUAUAUGAAUAUUUUCUUUGAAUUACUCAUAUUUAUACUAUUUUGCUAUGAAUGACAUUUGUAUUUUAUUAUGUAUACAUUAAAUAGUUUGUUUACAACUUUA
Messenger RNA from Miniopterus natalensis, 5156 nucleotides. RefSeq names its product transmembrane protein 26 (gene TMEM26). NCBI's taxonomy places the organism in Eukaryota, Metazoa, Chordata, Mammalia, Chiroptera, Miniopteridae. The record is from RefSeq and is a predicted model, not a curated record.